UCCAUUGCUAACCAAACGCACCCUUCGUCGGUGUGACGUAACUGUUGUGUCGCAACACCUGCUUUGUGAUCAGCCGAAUGCUCAAUUCCGUCCGUCAGGUCUGAGAGGAAUAUGUCUGAACUUGUUUCUCUACACUCUCUGCAAACAUCCAUUCCUCCCUCCCAGACAUGUGACUGGCAUACCCCAACCCCCUAGCAUGGGUGACAGUGUGUCACGCACAUGCAGCCCAGCACACCCUCAGCUUACAUGCUGAUAGUCAGCUGUUUUGUAAAUCCUCUCUGGCAGGCAGUUUCUUUUUGUUGUAAGAAUCAGGUUGGGAUGACCUUGAUGCAAAAAAAAAAAAAAGGACUACGAAAAAGUUUUGCUUCUUCCAGCAGCCAUCUUCCCUAAAGCAGCUAGGCUUUGUUGUAUCAAAAGGCGAGUGUUGCUUCCUGACAGGAAACCCCUUUGGAUCUCUGAAGUCAAAACAGAGCAAAAACAGACGUCUGUGCCUUUAAUGAACACUCAUCACCGCGAGCUGAGCGCUGUACCCCGAAGGGAGGAAGAGAAAAAGAUGACCAUAUCCCUGCAGGGGCUGGAUGGGACUGAAGCUGCUACGGUGGCUGUUUCUCAGAAGGAGGCUGACAUGCGCACAGUUAAUAAGGUGGUGAAGCAUCACGGGGGUUCUGGUAGCCAGCCUGUCGUCAGUCCGAAGUACUGUCCUGGGGUAAACAACAACCCAGGUUACCUGUGUGAAACGGGGCACUGCUGCGGAGAGACGGGCUGCUGUACCUACUACUAUGAACUCUGGUGGUUCUGGCUGCUGUGGACGAUGCUGAUCCUCUUCAGCUGUUUCUGCGCUUACCGCCACCGCCGAGCAAAGCUGAGGAUCCAACAGCAGCAGAGACAGAGGGAGAUCAAUCUGAUCGCCUAUAAUGGAGCCUGCAACUACCCUUCCUCAAUGCUGGACCUCAGUUUUCUGGCUUCCUUCAAGUUGCCCUCCUAUGAGGAGGUGGCGGCGCAGCCCAGCACCCCUCCUCCGCCUUACAGCUCUGUCUUCGCCCUGCAGGGAGGUGCCAUGGGGGGUCCUAGCUCCUCUUACCCCCAUCAUCACCACCACCGUCACCCCUGCCCUCCAUAUCUGGGCCCUGGUCCCAGUGGCCUGACGUCCUCCCAAAGCUCUGACAACUACACCAGCUGCUCCUGCGAGUCUUGCUCCCUCACUUCCCCCUGCAGCACCUCCUUCUCUGUCCAGGUGACAGACGAGACGUACGACAGCAGCCACAUCUCCACACCCAGUGAAGCAGGGGGCGACUAUGCUGUCGUGUCAAGGUUUGGGGCCAACUUCACACCAACUUCUUCCCCGACACCUUCAUCACAAGUUGGACCUGAUGUUAUACCUGCGGCCACUCCAGAUGUCAUACCGGUACAAAGACGGCCCUCCAAUGGCAGUGAAGGAAUCUCGUCUUCAGCUCCACCUCUCUCUCUUCCUUUGCACCCCCGUCCUUCACACCCUUCUCGCCUCCCACUCUCUCCCCUCAUUCUGUUAUCUUUCAUUCCUCCUGGUCAAGUCCAUCCUCUCAUCCUCUCAGACCCACUUGGAGCUGUGGCCAUUCAGAGAGAGAAAGAAGACGAGGACCCGCCUUUUGGUGCAGCCCCCAGGUCCACUCUGGCUCCCCCUAAACAGGCUGUGGCUGUUUUCACACGUUGCAACAACGGGGAAGAGCAAAAACGAGAAAAAGAAGAAGAGAUGGAGGAGGAGGAGGAGGAGGAAGAAGAAGAUGACGAGGAGGAUCAUUUCCGGCAUCGGCGGCUAACAGGUGACUCGGGCAUCGAGGUAUGUCGUUGCCACGUGAAGAGAGAGGAACAAGAGGAAGAGGAACUACAGAAGGGGCGUUUUGGGAAAGGAGGAAAAGAGGCUGUGAAGGAAGAGGAGAGUGCAGACAUGUUGCAUGACAGCGUGGACUGUUCCCUCAGAGCGAAGGCCUCUGCUCAGUCCCCACUCCUGGACGACUGCGCUGAACAGCGCGGCCACAUCUCUUCACCCUCCAGUAUCAACCAGAAGACAGGCGUGGCCCUCAUCUCCAUGAAGUCCUCGUAAGCUUUCAGCCUGUGAGAUGUAGUCAAACAAGUGAAAAAAGUGAUCAAGACUAGUAGGUGAAAAGUCUUGUAGGUUUUACUUUAAAUGGUUGGGGACAGUAUGUGUAAUGGAUUCUCGUUUUCUCUGUAUUCAAAUGAGAAAGAGAAGCCGACAACUGAAAGUUCUACUUUGUAGUUAAUUUAUUUAUGGCUUCGGGAGGAGGCAUAUAUUUUUCUCAGAGGUGAUGAAGAUGCUAAUGAAUUGCUUCUUCGCUGUCUUCAUUUUCCCACAUGCUAACUGUGUCCAUUUUUACCAGUGUCAACAUCCAGCUUUCCCUCUACCGUUUACUUUUCAUCUCUCUUUUCUCUGCAUGAUGUAACAUGGCAAAAAAAAGGCAUUUUAGCUCCUUGAAAGGAAAACCCUAAUAGUCUGUGGUUCCCAACCUGGGGGUUUAAGAAAGAAGAAACAUAGUUCUGCUAAAGACGAUAUGGUCGUGUUUCUCUCUUUUUUUGGUGCUUUUUUUAAAUGUAAAAUUGUGGAUAGUUUUACCUUUUUAUCGGCAUUUACAAAUUCUUCAAAUUUAACAAUCUGAGAAGCAAAUAUCUAACUUUAGCUGCCCUGCUCACAGUGUUUUUGACACAUGCAAUGUGUGAUGGGGUCACAACAUUUUUUAUUUUAAUGUUAAAGGGUCAUGUAACAGGUUGGGAUAAAACAUAUGUCUCAAAUCGGCAGCAUUGAACGAGACUGCAAACAUCUUUUUUUCAUUGAAACAAAUGGGAGACUAAUCACUGAACUAUUCAUUUUCAAAAGAGCAGCUCCAACUAAUUGUUUCUGGAUCACCUUGUAUUAUCUUAAUUAACUGUAUUCUAUCUUUUGAAGAGGUUCGCAACCAUUCAACGAGACUUGAUUGACCUUUUUGUUGUAGGGUGUUUUAUACAUUGUCUUAUGUUUCUCCCUAAAGGAAAAGGGUUGCAAACAUACAUUUUAAUGUGCGAGUGGCAAAGCUUUACAAUGGCAUUAUGAUUAUACAUUGUUGUUUCAGACUGCUACAUGAUAAUACCGUACAAUGACUUUGGAUUUCAUGUGUUUGAACAUGUUCCUGGUUGGUCGUUGCCAUUUUUGCAUGGCAAUGUAAAUCUGAUUCCUCCAUGGACGGACUGUUGAGUUUUUACAAGGCAGAAACAUAAAGCCUAAUCUUGUCACUUAUGAAUGUAAAAGGUUAUGCAUCACAACAAAAUGAUAAACUUAAAUUGUUUACGGAGAAUUUUUAUAGCUUGACUAUACCUCUGGAAAAGUGCUCAAAAAUGCAGCAAGGCAAUACAAUCUGCCAGAUGUGGAUUUUGAGAACACACUUUUAAAUAAAGUGCCCAUUGUACUUUAUGAGUCAAGUAUUGGUUGUGAGAUAUCAAAGUUGUAAAUGUACCAGGUGAUGGUUUAAAGUCAGUAAUGCUGCUUUGGCUGAAAAUGUGGUUUUCUCUAAAUGUAUCCCAGUUGAUCCUGUUUUUGUAUUUACACAUCAUUUGUCAGUUGUACAUUGUCUUUCAGUAGAGAAGUCUCUCCCUCAGUGUGAAGUUGAUUUACCGUGAGUGAUGCGCUGUACUUCCUAGGAUGAUAUCAAGUUGAUCCUGUUAGCAGUGGGAAUAGCACAGAUGUACUCUCGUCAUUUAUUCUCACUCCAAAAAGGGACUGAAACAUAGAACAAUAUUUAGAAAAAGGAGAAUGUAUCCAAUCACCCGUUUGUCUUGCUGUAGCUAUUAUGAGACCAACGUCUCCGUAGAUAAUUGAGGCCACUUCGUUGUGUUCUUGGCUCAGUGCAAAACCAAUUCAAUUGUCUAACACCGGAAAGUCAAAGCUUUCGACUCAUUUAUAGUUAUGUGGACAGAAUACGUUGCCUUGGUUCGGCUUGAUAAUACCUUUUAUUUGUCAUAGACAAAUAUUGCGUGUAUUGCAAGCAGGUUUUGGUUCGCUAUGAAGAUAAUUUUGACAUCCUCUGAUCAGCUGAGCUCUUUUGCCGUGACUCGGAGGUGUGUCCCAGAGGUGGCUAAUGCUCUGACGGAGACAGUUCACCCUCUGAACAUAUCAACAUAUAAGCCUUUUGGCUACUGUACAUUUCUUGCCUAAAGAUUGGACAGUUGUUAUUUUCUCACUAGUUCUAGCUAAUGUAUGUUUAUCAAAGUGUAUGGUGCCUAGAUGAAAAUAGACUUUCUGUUAGGCAUUCUAUAGUUUACUGCUGCUAUGCGAGUGUGUGUGUGUGUGUGUUUUCUGUAUAUUGUGUAUAAGUCGUACAACAAAUGGGCAAACAUUUUCUAACAGUGCUUGGCAGUCUCUUUAUAAAAUAUACACAGUACAUGUGAGACUUGCAAAAAUAGUAUUUAGCAAUAGUAUUCACACUGUUUUCCUUAUCCUAGUUUAUGCUGGUUGAUAGGAAAUUAACUGUUGUGAAAAAAAGACAUUUACCUCUUUAGAACAGAUCCGUGAGCUGUGCUGGGCAAAGGCCCUUGAUUGUAACUGCCUUUGGUUUAAGGUUUCUCCAAGUGAAAACUCAGAUUUUCUGAUUUUACUUUAGCCCCAGUUUGUGCCUCUCUUGUUUACAUUUGAGUCACAGAGAUAAACAUCUAUUCUGAAUACAUUUCCAGCUUCUGGACUCCUUUGUCUAUUUGGAUUUGUGAUAUGUGAUAUAAAAGAUUUUGAAGACAUUAUUAGAAUAUUAGAAUUACAACUCCUAUUCCACAAAGAAAAUGAUAGUUCGAGAAAUGUUUGUACCAUGAAGUUUCUGUUCCUUUUUCUAAACUUCAUUUCUAUUUUUUUUAAAUAAUUUUGGUGCAAAUGCAUUUCUUCGGUCUUGAACCAUAUGUUACAUCUUGUUUAUAUUGAGGCCAAAUAUGUUUCACAUUCAACAAUAUUCAAUAUGUGGAUUUGGGGGAAAUGGAAAGUGAGUUCCAUUUUCUUAUAUAUUAAACGUAUCAUAAAAUGGCUCAAUGAAACCAUUACAUAUUAUAAUAGUAAUAUUAAUAAAUUAGUAUUAUAUUAUAAUAUGAAUUGGAAGGGGAGGGUUCUCCACUUUUAUACAAUACAUGUCUUGUCAGUGAUUUGUGAUGUUAAUUUUAGACAUUAAGGUCUUCAAAAUCUAACUGUGAAGAUUACUUAUUUAUUUUUUAGAUUUUGUUUUGUUUUGUUUUAGAAUAUAUUUGUAGUAACUGGAUCUAGUCUUCAUGAAUUUAUAGUGUACGUUAAGACAAAAAUGUCAUUCAACAAAAAUAAACAAUAGUAACUUUUAGAUAAAAGUCUAAACUUAGGAAGAGAUUUAAAUAUAUAUAUAAAUAUGUAUUUAUUUCUUGUGCACCAGCGUUAUCAUGGCAAUUGUUUUAUCGAGAUGGACAGAGUUGUCUUUUUGAUUCUGAAAGUGUUAACUUUUAGGGAUUUUUAAAGUAUUAAUUUUUCAAAAAGAUGGGUAACUCUGUGACUCGAAUGUAAUCAUAACGCACGUGGCACAGUCUAGUUUGACCCCAGCUCUGAUUUUACAUUGACGCCAUACUGAUCCGAGUUCAGUGUACAUAGUACUAGUUUAAUAUUCUUUUGCACUGUCAGCAGCUAGAGCAGACUAAAUGCCCAAACUCACCCCUCAUUGCCACAGAAGGCCAAGGCCUGAUAUAAGACUGUUACCUCGUUGAGUUUUGACUGCACAGGACUGUUUACUUCUCCUUAUCAAGAUAGUAUUUACUCUAUAUUUCUACUGACUUUUAUUUUGUAAUGCUAAGAAUUGAAGAAUUAAAAAAAUAAAAACAGAGCCCGCCAUGGUACGGCUAAAAUGUUUUGCCAGGAAAAAAAAAUGAACAUGAAAACCCUGUUCCUAGGAAACAAUGUUGCUCCCUUUACUCCUGCAGCUAUGAGACCGCAGGAUUUAUUGAAGUAUCUUUAUGUGAUUGUAUGUGGAAUAGUUCAGAUUAUUAUUGCUACAAAUUGUGGUGUUCUUUGAGGGUAUCCUUGUGCAAUUCUACCUGCAGCUCUUCAGUGUGUUGUAGGCAUGUGUGAGAGAGUUACUGUCGGCCGUGUUGUUGUGGUGUUAAAUCAUUGUCGCUUAUUAUGAGGCCAAAGUUGAUUGUUCUUGGUAUUUGUCAAUAUAAAUAUCCAAACAUUUUUAUUUCAUCAUGAAUAUCAAGUUAAUUUUGUAUCUUGGUGUAUAGCAUAGAUAUGUAUGAUGCAUACUUUGAUGUAAAAUGAAAACAUUGAGAUGCUCGCACAUUUUUUGAUAUAUUUGUUUGGUUACAUACUGUAUAUCCUGAUGCUUUCUUCCAGAAAGUGGGUUGUAUUUAUUGUUUUUCAUUGAUGAUCAUUGGGAAUUCUACCUUGUUGGACAUGGACGUCUGCUCUACUUUAUUCUACAAAACUGUGGAUUUUGUGUCAAAAUAAAUGCUAACAAAUGCUACCAAAUACAUGUCUGUGCUUUACGAACAU
Molecule: messenger RNA, 6514 nt
Organism: Cyclopterus lumpus (lumpfish)
Lineage: Eukaryota; Metazoa; Chordata; Actinopteri; Perciformes; Cyclopteridae
Product: proline-, glutamic acid- and leucine-rich protein 1-like
Exons: 6
Coding region: 497-2080 (527 amino acids)
Source: RefSeq, a predicted model, not a curated record